Gambusia affinis (western mosquitofish) is the source of this 2529-nucleotide messenger RNA. RefSeq names its product tripartite motif-containing protein 16-like. Bases 242 to 1903 code for a protein of 553 amino acids. Gene Ontology annotation, molecular function: protein binding; zinc ion binding. The transcript has a single exon. NCBI's taxonomy places the organism in Eukaryota, Metazoa, Chordata, Actinopteri, Cyprinodontiformes, Poeciliidae. The record is from RefSeq and is a predicted model, not a curated record.
UUUAUUUUGAUCCUUAGAGUUCCUCAGUCUUAAACUGAAUCUCAGCCCUUACUUCUUGUAAAAUGUAAAAGUAGCUUCAGUCUAUCCACAUUCUUCCUUUAGACUUGUCGGUUGAAGAUGGGUGUUACCAUUAUGCAAAUUAGUGUAAGACUUGAGAGUCUACAUUCUUCUGAAGGAAUAAGUGCUCAGAGCACAUUUUCUGGAAGUUGAACGCACACAGUCACUGUGACUGAGAGCAGAAAUGGAGCAGACUAAGCUGGACCGAGAAACUUUCCGUUGUUCGAUCUGCCUGGAUCUACUGAAGGUUCCAGUGACGAUUCCCUGUGGACACAGCUACUGUAUGAACUGUAUUAAAAGUCACUGGAAUGUGGAGGAUCUGAAGAGAAUAUACAGCUGCCCUCAGUGUCGGGAGACAUUCACACCAAGGCCUGCUUUGAAGAAAAACAUUGUGUUUGCAACUGUAGUGGAGGACCUGAAGAAGACUGGACUCCAUGCUACUCCUGCUGAUCACCGCUAUGCUGGACCUAAAGAUGUGGCCUGUGAUUUCUGCACUGAAAGAAAACUGAAAGCCAUCAAGUCCUGUUUAGUAUGUCUGGCCUCUUACUGUGAGAAACACCUUCAGCCUCAUUAUAAUUCAGACACAUUUAAGCAACAUCACCUGGUGGAGCCCACCAAGAACCUCAAGAAGAACAUCUGCUCUAAGCAUGAUCAUGUGAUGAAGCUGUUCUGCCGCACUGACCAGAAGUGUAUCUGUAGCUUCUGUUUAAUGGAUGAGCAUCAAGGCCACAACACAGUGUCAGCUUCAGUAGAAUGGACUGAGAGGCAGAGAGAGCUGAAGAAGAGACGAGGAAACAUCAAGCAGAGAAUCCAAGACAGAGAGGAAGAUGUGAAUCUGCUUCAACAGGAGGUGGAGGACAUCAAUCACUCUGCUGAUAAAGCAGUGGAGGACAGUGAGAAGAUCUUCACUGAGCUGAUCCGUCUCCUCCAGAAAAGAAGCUCUGAUGUGAAGCAGCAGAUCAGAUCCCAGCAGGAAACUGAAGUGAGUCAAGUUAAAGAUCUUCAGGAGAAGCUGGAGCAGGAGAUCACUGAGCUGAAGAGGAAAGACGCUGAGCUGAAGCAGCUCUCAAAGAUAGAAGAUCAUAAUCGGUUUCUCAGCGGUUACAGUUCAGUGUCAGUAUUUAGUGAGUCUACAUCCUCAUCCAGCAUCAAUAUUCAUCCUCUAAGAUACUUUGAGGACGUCAUAGCAUCUGUGUCAGAGCUCCAAGUUGAACUACAGGACAUUCUGAGAGACCCAUGGAAAGGAAGCUCACUGAGUCUCACUGAGGUGGAUGUUUCACUCUCAGAACGAGAACCAAAAAGCAGAGCUGGAUUUUUAAGACUUUCAUGUGACCUAACACUAAAUCCAAACACUGCAAAUUCAUGGCUGGUGCUAUCACAAGGGGACAGAAAGGUGAAAAGGAUGGGUGAACCUCAGUUUCUUUCUAGUCACCCAGAAAGAUUCACUCAUUGGCGACAGGUCCUGAGUAGAGAAAGUCUGACUGGAUGUUGUUACUGGGAGGUGGCUAGGAAAGGAAGAAUUUAUGUAGCAGUCGCUUACAACAGUAUGAUCAGAGCAGGAAGAAGUAAUAAAAGUUUAUUUGGAGCUAAUGACAAAUCAUGGGCAUUGGAUUGUUGUUUGCACAAUUUUAAAUUUGGUCACAACAACAACUGGAAAUCCAUCUCAGGUCCUCGUUCCUCCAGACUCGGAGUGUUCCUGGAUCACAGAGCAGGUAUUCUGUCCUUCUACAGCGUCUCUGACACCAUGACUCUGAUCCACAGCGUCCAGACCACAUUCACUGAGCCGCUACAUGCUGGGCUUUGGAUUGGUUUUGCAUGUCAGGCAGAGCUCUGUGAACCCAAAUAGACAAAAUCCAGAAAAUUCUGUGAGUUUCAAGCAGAUUUUUAAUUCUCUAACAGAUUUUGUUGAUUGUUUUUGAAUUGUGUCUAAACUAAUCAGACAUCAAUAGUCAGAGAUUAUCAGGACUUGUGUGUCUUCAAACCUGACAUGUUGGUUCUGUUGAAUUUGUCAUUUUUUUUUACAUACACAUACAUAUCUCUAAAACAGCGAUUAACACAAGACUGUUUGCUAUCUUUUACUCCUUGUUGCUUUUAGUUGCAAGACUUUGAACUCAGUAAUAAAAUGACAAAUUAUUUCUCUGGUUGAAAAAGUGAAAAAUGUUUUAUGAUUAAGAUUUUGUUUUGACACAUUUUGUUGAGUCCUGACAGACAUGAGACAACAGAUAUACCGUAGUCUCUGGGAUCUAAGCUGAUUUCAUGUCUUGUUGAUUUUUUUAAAGGAGAAACUUCAGAGAAAAAAAGCUUUCACAUGUCUUCACUGGUUAGCUCUGUUAGUGAUGGGAUGCUGCCCCCUACAGGAAGAUUUUGGUUUUACAUGGCAAUGAAUCUAGGGUUGUUUAACAUUGAUUUAUUAUUAUUAGUUAUAUUUUAGGAAUAUAUGUUUUAAUCACUGUAAAUAAAAUUCCAAAUUAA